Messenger RNA from Striga asiatica, 1012 nucleotides. NCBI's taxonomy places the organism in Eukaryota, Viridiplantae, Streptophyta, Magnoliopsida, Lamiales, Orobanchaceae. The record is from the annotation of a GenBank genome assembly.
UUUUAAUUUUCACCAAAUAGUAAUAUAUAUAAUAUCUUGUAGUAUAUUAAAAAGAGGAGAAAAUAUAGAAAAUUGCGUUGCUUGACCGAAAAGAAAGACACACAGUAAAAUAAUCAUUGAUCACUGUGAAUCUCUUAUUUUCCACUAAAGAUUAGUUCUCGAUCACACGUAACAUGGGUGGAGGCUUCAUGUUCACCGGCAAACCCAUCUCCUCCGCCACAAGGCCGCCGUUCAUUGGCGCCGCCAGAAACUUACACACCGCUGUCUCACCGGCGGCUGCUGACGGCGGAACUCAACAAAUCUCCCAAAAUAACGGCGAUUGCAGAUUUGGGUCGGCUCCAACUCGAGCUGAAGUUGAUAGGGCCAUUAUUGAUCUCCAUAGGCUCAUGCAAGGCCUUCAAACUUCUGGACCUGAUCCCAAUGGGCUUCACAGCCUCAGCCCAACCAAUGGUAAUGAGGCCCAUAUGCUGCAAGCUCCUGGAUUUGCCAAAUUUCAUGAUGUUUACUCUAUGAUGCAAAAAGAACCAUCUUUUCAGUCCAUGGUGGUGUCCAUUUCAUGUGAUAAAGGUGUUUGGGAAGCCAUCUUGGGCAAUAAAGCAGUUCAGGAUCUCAAAGGCUCUAUACCAAUAGCAGAUAAUGAGGAGAAGCGACCGAGCUGCAUUGUCGAGGAACAGGACAUUGCAAUGCUCGUCUUGAAAUGGAUUAUGGGCUUCACAAAGUCGAGGAUUUUGGAGCUUGUCGAGAAAUUUGGAUUGCUCGUGACCGAUAUCUUCAAACCGGCCCCAAAGGAGAAACCUACUUCCGAACUAACCGAUCUUUUGGAAGAGAAAGUUCGGUCGUCAUUGCUACUCUCUGUGGUUAUCCUUUUAAUCGUUGUCGUAACCCGGAACCAGGGCUAGGCUAGAUCGACUUUUUCGAAACAUUUAUUUUGUUGUCGGCUAAUGUUCGAAUUAUGUUCAAUUAUGGUUUCGAGGUUAUAUAGUUGUGUUUGCUUCAGUUAAGUUGACAUGAA